Charadrius vociferus (killdeer) is the source of this 1041-nucleotide messenger RNA. It is a transcript of the gene LRRC73, whose product is annotated as leucine rich repeat containing 73. The record is from RefSeq and is a predicted model, not a curated record. Lineage: Eukaryota; Metazoa; Chordata; Aves; Charadriiformes; Charadriidae. The coding region runs from base 92 to 634 and encodes 180 amino acids. The transcript is spliced from 5 exons. Gene Ontology annotation, molecular function: protein binding.
UGGGAGUCCCCUGACAGAUGCAGGCUUGGCCCUCCUCAACCCCGCUCUCUCCAUCCACCCCUCACUGGUGGCUCUGGAUCUAGGAGACUGCAUGCUGGGUGAUGAAGGCAUCAACCUUAUCUGUGGGCUCCUGCCGCCUGACGGGGCCAAGUCCGGCCUCAAAGAGCUGACGCUGAGCGCCAACCCAGGCGUCACAAGCAAAGGCUGGGGACGCCUUGCCAUUGCGGUGGCUCACAGCUCGCAGCUCCGCGUAUUGAACCUGGACUACAACCCCCUCGGUGACCAGGUAGCAGGGAUGCUCGCCGUCGCUGUGGCCUCCAGUCGAACCCUUGAAGUUCUGGACUUGGAGGGAACAGGACUUACCAACCAGUCAGCCCAGACCUUGCUGGACAUGGUAGAGAAUUACCCCACAGCCCUACGGACACUCAUCUUGGCAGAGAACAACAUUAGUCCCGAGCUGCAGCAGCAGAUCUCUGACCUGCUUUCAGAAGGCGAGGAAGAAGAGGAGACGGAGGUUCGUGAAGUCACAGCCAGAGAGAAGAACCCCUGGAUCUGCCAGAACAAUUCCACCUCCCAGAUGGUCCUGAUGACGUCAGGUCUUGGUGACAGCCUCUUAGCAGAAACAGAAAUGUAGCUGGGCUACCCUGCCUGCUUCUGCCAAGAAGAGCACUGUGCCCACUGGGGGAGUGUGCGUCCCCCAGCUCCUCUGCCUCAGGUGGGCUGUCCCCAGCUGUCUUCUCAAUGCAUUUCACAUCCUGUUGAUGCCUCCCUCGACUCUUGGAGCGCCGGAGCCUGAUCCGAGCGACUCUCUACACACGUUUCUGUGUUGUCACACGCCCCGUUGGCUGCUUGUGAUUGUCCAGUCGCUGCAUGUGUAGCUCACGCUGCCCUGCCUCUCCCCCCUCCCGCUGUCACCUCAACGCCCGGCUGUGCCCGCCAGGCACAGGCUGUAUUUAUUCAGAUGUGUAUAAGAGAUGUUCUUUCUAUCGCUUGUAUCGCUGUCACGAUGAGAGUUUUAUAAAGGUCACAGACGUGGCACCA